Molecule: messenger RNA, 1403 nt
Organism: Acipenser ruthenus (sterlet)
Lineage: Eukaryota; Metazoa; Chordata; Actinopteri; Acipenseriformes; Acipenseridae
Exons: 2
Coding region: 102-1310 (402 amino acids)
Source: RefSeq, a predicted model, not a curated record
CGAACGACAGUGAGAAUGGCGGUUGCUGUGGCGGAUCAAGAUGUUUUCGUUGUUUUUUUUGUUGAAUCUUUGUGUUUUACCUGCUGAAUAACACGGUUGAAAUGCAUCGAAGGAUUGAAUAUAAAAAGAAAAAAAUGUUUCUGGAAGAGAGUCGCAGUCUGAGUCUUUUGAAGAUGAAUAUGGCCAUCAGACUUAAGGCAAAAAAGAGAAUCCUGCAGUAUCGGAUCCAGUGCAGAAGGCGUUGCUCAGUAUGGACACACAUUCGAUCAACAGAUUGGUGGGAAAGAAUUGUUGGGAACUUCACAGACGCCCAGUGGCUUAACACCUUCAGAAUGUCACAAGAAACUUUUGAAUACUUAUUCCAAAGACUGACACCCACACUCCAAAGAUCACAUACAAAAUUCCGCUUGUGCGUCCCUGUGCAUAAAAGAGUAGCUAUUGCUUUGUGGAAGCUUGCAACUAAUUCAGACUACAGAAUUGUAGAGCACCUAUUUGGGGUCAGCAAAGCAACUGUAUGCAGCUGUGUGCAAGAGUUUUGCAUGGCAGUAACCAAAAUAGUCCUACAAGAACACAUGGCAGUUCCCAGUGCAGAGCAAUUUGCAGAAAUGUCUGACUACUUUGGACGAAGAUGGGGAGUGCCUCAAUGUGUUGGUGCAAUUGACGGUUCACAUAUCCCUAUUAUUGCUCCACAACACUACCAUUGCAACUAUUUUAACAGGAAAGGGUGGCAUUCCAUCAUUUUACAAGCAGUGGUAGAUGGCAAGGGACACUUUGGGGACUUGAAUGUAGGUUUCCCAGGCAGUGUUCAUGAUGCAAGAGUACUAAAAAAUUCUACUCUUUGGACAUUAGUAUCCAGCAACCGCCUGUUCCCCAGCAUCACAAGGAACAUAUCUGGAUGUGAUGUGGGCUACUACAUUCUUGGCGAUCCAGCAUACCCUCUCCAGAGGUGGCUGAUGAAACCUUUCUCAGACACUGGCAGGCUAAGUGGGCAGCAGAGGCAGUAUAAUUACAGGGUGAGCAGAGCAAGAUCUGUUGUUGAGAACGCAUUUGGGAGGUUGAAGGGCAGAUGGCGGUGUCUACUGAAAAGAAACGACUGUGACGUUAACUUAGUAAAGAGAAUGGUUUUGACAUGUAGCGUGCUUCACAACAUUUGUGAAAAACAUGGGGAAUACUACAGUGAUGAUUGGGCAGCCACACUGGAAUUAGAACAACCUGUACAUGUGUUACCAGAGAGAGGGGUGAAUGAAGGGGCUGCUGUACGUGAAGCUCUUGUUGAGUAUUUUAGUGCUGACAUGUGCAAUACUGAUUAAAAAGAAAGAUUGGGCUGCCAUCCUGGAAUUAACACAACCUGUACAUGUAUUUUAGGGAUGACAUGUGAAAUACUGAUCUGUAUUUUGUUACCU